CGACAAGACUACUUGGCCCCUCCAAAAAAGAGGGCACUGAAGGAGGGUAUUGACAACAUAUCGUUUUUUCUCUGUCCUUUAUGCUUUAAGGGCAUUCUAAAUCAACGGCAAAACCCUGGAUACUCAGUUGAUGUGGUUAUUUAAGUGAAGAGGAAAAAGAGAACAAAUUUUUGUGUGCGUGACGAUGGCGGCUGCCGAUAGUAUCGAGGUGGAUCUUCAUCUUCAUUCCAGUACAAGACAUCCUAUAGAACUACAGCGAUCUGGUCCUAAAGACUUGAAAUAUAAUGUUAGGAUUUCUGCUAUACAUCGUCAAACAGUGUGUGAAAGAGGCUCCAAAAAUAUCAUUCUUAAGAUACUGCGAGAAUAUGACUGUAUUGAAGUGAAAGGUGAUGACCACAAUGAAAUCUUCAAUGAAACAGACUUCUUUACUUAUUCUGUUUCAACAACAGACCUCACUACUCUAGGAUUCACAAUAAAUGUGUUCAAUAAGGUAACAGAUGAUUCAGCAACAUCACACCUUGGACAAGGACACAUAACACCAUUACAGCUCAGUGGUAGUAAUGGCACUUUGAUAGUACCCUUGAUUGAUAAAUCUUUUCAAACCAUUGGAACUAUUUCUGUUGAUUAUUUGCUGGUGAAACCAUGGCACCAUCCACUCAAUACCCCAUCUGAACAAGACAGGCAUACUAGAGGUUUAAAGGACCAGAAAAAAGAUGGGUCAUAUGUGUGUGGGCACAGAGGAGCAGGAGAGUCAUUUGGUUCAACAAAGCCAUGGGAAUACCCAGAGAACACUAUCAGUGCUUUCAAAGCUGCUCACAGAAUGGGUAUAGAUUUUGCAGAAAUGGAUGUUCAAAUCUCAAAGGACAAUGUCCCAGUCAUCUUUCAUGAUACUAUGGUCAAGCUUUGUUUAGAGACAUUUCCAUCAUCACCAUCAAAGGAAUCGAAAUCAACAUUUUUUGAGAUUCCAGUCAAAGAUUUAACUGCAGAACAGAUGAAAACAAUUAAAGUGUGGGAAUGGAGUGAGAUGGCAGCAAAUCAAGGGGCAAGGAAUAAAGGUCUCAAGCGAAAGCAUGAUGAGAAUAAUACUAGUACGAGUUCUUCAUCAAAACCAGAUGUCACUGUAGAUUAUAUGCUGUUUCCUACUUUAGAAGAGGCACUUUGUGAGGUACCACAGGAAUUAGGUUUCUUUAUUGAGUUGAAGUAUCCAUUUCGAGAAAUGUAUGAGGAGAGCAUCGACCACUUAUGCAUAGACAAGAACCAGUUUGUGGAUUCAAUUCUUCAAGUGAUAUUUGAUAAGGCAGGAGCUAGAAAGAUCCUUCUUGGCUGUUUUGACCCAGAUAUAUGUGUCUUGUGCCAAUCAAAACAAUCCAGACACCCAGUUUUCCUCAUCACUCAAGGGCAAAAUACUAUCUGGGACCCAUAUCUUGACAUACGUGCAAGAACAACCGAGAUGGCUGUGGCUUUUGCCAAGUCUGAGAAUCUAGAUGGCAUUCAUAUAUUCUCUUCUCUGCUGUUUGAUCGACCGGCAAGCAUUGAGAAGAUCUUGCAGAAAGGUCUUACUUUGAUUGCAUGGGGACAUGAAAAUGAUAAACCUGAGAAGAAGAAGUGGCUGGUAGAACAUGGAGUACAUUGUGUACAAGUUGAUGACAUAUUUGAGUCUACAAGAAACCAUACUACCUCUGAUUAAUAAGCACUACAAAUUAAUCCAUUUAACAAAAGUACUUCAUAUAUUUAAUAUUUUUUUAACUGUGCAGUGGAAUGAAAAGCUAAAGUAUUUAAUAUUUAGCACAUGAAUAUUUUGCAUUUAGUUCUAUGUUGGCUAUGUACAAUAAAAAAACAUUAAAAUGCAUUCAAUUUUUAUGAAAGUUAUUUUUUAAAUUUCUUUAGAGGCUUGAAUUCAAAAUUAUGAUUUUACGCUUUUUGACUUGUGUACUUUGAUGAAAAAUAAUCUGAAAUUGAAUUAUUUUUGUGUCUUCAAUGUUUGUGGAAGGUAAAGUGUUCUUACUUGGCCUGUGAUAAAAUAGUAUAAUGUUCAUUAAUAAGGUACUAAUAUUAUUUUAUACUCAUUAAAAAUUGUUGCAAGCUA
This is a messenger RNA of Actinia tenebrosa (Australian red waratah sea anemone), 2086 nucleotides long. RefSeq names its product glycerophosphocholine phosphodiesterase GPCPD1. Gene Ontology annotation, biological process: glycerophospholipid catabolic process. NCBI's taxonomy places the organism in Eukaryota, Metazoa, Cnidaria, Anthozoa, Actiniaria, Actiniidae. Gene Ontology annotation, molecular function: glycerophosphocholine phosphodiesterase activity. The record is from RefSeq and is a predicted model, not a curated record.